Pantherophis guttatus is the source of this 3182-nucleotide messenger RNA. NCBI's taxonomy places the organism in Eukaryota, Metazoa, Chordata, Lepidosauria, Squamata, Colubridae. The record is from RefSeq and is a predicted model, not a curated record.
CAAAAGUGGAAGCAAUCCAUGAAGCUCCAAGCCCAAAAAACAAAACGGAGCUUCAGGCUUUCCUUGGGUUGCUCAACUUUUACGCCAUUUUUUUAAAACAGAAAGCCACAGUUGCUGAGCCACUCCACCGCCUGCUGGGAAAAUCGGCUUCCUGGAAGUGGGGCCAGGAAGAGGAAGCGGCAUUCCGGGCCAUCAAAGGACUAUUGACGUCCAAAAGCGUACUCAUUCAGUACAGCGAGACGCUUCCCAUCAGACUGACCUGCGACGCGUCGCCUUACGGGGUGGGGGCAGUCCUCAGCCACGAACUGCCCAAUGGCUCGGAAGCCCCAAUCGCGUACUUCUCAAAGACUAUGUCUGGCGCAGAACGGAACUAUAGCCAGCUGGACAAAGAAGCCCUGGCCAUCGUGGCUGGAGUGAAGCGCUUCCACGAAUACCUCUACGGAAGAAGCUUCACCAUAGUCACAGACCACAAGCCUCUCCUGGGACUCCUCGCAGGCGACCAACCAACCCCGACCUUCAUGUCCCCGAGAAUGACGAGAUGGGCAAUCUUCCUAGCGGGCUACUCCUAUAGGCUCGUGCACCAGCCAGGCACAGCCAUAGGAAACGCCGACGCCCUCAGCAGAUGCCCGUCGAAGAAGCCGGUCGAAGACCCAGCCCCCACACUCCACCUACUGCACAUUGAUGACGACGCCAGCUGCCCGGUGUCAUCCGCAGAUGUGGCCGUCCACACCCAAAAGGACCCCACACUCCGCACAGUGAAAUCCUGGAUCCUCAGAGGGUGGCCGUCGGGAAAGCCAGAGGAAAGAUUCAGCCCGUUCGCCAGGAAACAGGAGGAGCUGUCCACCAUGAAGGGCUGUCUGCUAUGGGGAGACAGGGUGCUGAUUCCAAGCACUCUGCAACGGCGAACGUUGGAGACCUUGCACAAGGGGCACCCGGGCAUCGUCCGCAUGAAGGCACUGGCACGGAGUUAUGUCUGGUGGCCCUCCAUGGACAAAGACAUUGAACAAUGGGUCUCCAGAUGUGACCCGUGCCAAGAAGUUCGCCCAGCGCCGCCGCAAUCCGAGGUCGCGAAGUGGGAGACCCCCGGCAACCCCUGGUCGAGGGUCCACAUUGACUUCGCGGGUCCGAUGCAGGGGCGACACCUCCUCAUCGUGGUAGAUGCCUUCUCCAAAUGGCUCGAGGUGGUGCCCAUGGCAUCUACCACAACGGAUGCGACGAUCCGAGCCCUGCGCCGUCUCUUCGCCACUCAUGGUCUACCGGAUGUGCUGGUCUCAGACAACGGCCCCCAGCUCACAUCCUUGACCAUGGAAUCCUUCCUGGCGGGACUGGGCAUCCGCCACGCCCUGUCCGCCCCUUACAGGCCGGCCGGAAACGGACAAGCGGAACGCAUGGUCCGACUGACCAAAGAGGCCCUCACCAAGAUGGGCCCGGGGGACUGGCAAGAGCGCAUAGACAAUUUCCUCCUCACCCAGCACAUCACGCCACACGCCACCACCCACAAGAGCCCGGCCGAACUGUUGAUGGGCAGAAGGUUGAGGUCACCCUUGGACGGCUGCACCCCCAAUACAGCCCGGAAGUGACCGCAACCGCCAGCCGCCCGCUUCGCGCCUUCAGCAACGGAGAUUCAAUUUUCGCGCUGAACUUCAGCGGCUCUCCUAAGUGGCUGAAGGGGAAGAUUGCCAGCACAACCGGCCCCAAAUCAUACAUCGUCGAGUUGGAAGAUGGACAGUUCGCGAGACGUCACAUCGACCAACUCCGAAAAAGGUGGGGGGGAGCGCAUGAAAACCAGCCUGACGAGGGAGGCCUACAACACCCCGAUGAGGUAGACCUCCAACACCCCAGCGAGGUAGGCCUACCACACCCAGACCCGGUAGGCCUACAACAACCCGGCGAGGUAGGCCUACGACACCCCGACGAGGUAGGCCUACCACACCCCUGCGAGGCAGAGCAGCACCACCCCGUCAAGGUCGGCCCAGCCCACUACCAGAUGCUGUCACGCCGGCAGCCCAGCGAGGUAGACCGGGGCCAACCGCACGGAGGAUGGCAACAACAACCCAGCCAGGUGGGCACCGGGCACAGCAAGGCCAGGGACCACCAACCCAGCCCGCAGGUAGACCGGGACCUGCCCAGAGGAGGAGCAACGCACCCCACCAGUGACAGCAGCCCAUGCCAGCCCAGCCAGGGAGACUGCAGUUCAAGGCGAGUAGACCGGGACCCAGCCAAGACGGGCAACCCACGACCCACGGGCGAGGGUGGCACACUACUCACCGACGUGGGGGACCCCCGCCCAUCACAAGAGACAGCCAAGAAACGACACCCCGACCAGGAUGGCCCCAGGCACCAACCAACGGUAGACCAGGGACUAGGGGGAAGGGGAAGUCGACAACAACCCGGCCAGGGAGACCUGCACCACCCCGGCAGGGGAGACCUCCGCCGCCCCGCGGAGGUAGCACCGCAACAACACCCCGACCAGGUCGACCACCGCCAGCCAGACAAGGUAGACCGACGCCAGCCCAACCGAGGGGGCCAACGCCACCCCUGCGAGGUCGGACAGCACAACAACAACAACGAGAGCCAGCACCACCCGAACCGAGCGGAACCGCCACCCGAGCGGCAGCAAGCCGGACCGAGACCGCACCACAGCGCCCGGGAGACCAGGGAAGAGCAAGAAAUGGACUUACCGAGACUCAGACGCUCUUCCCGGGUCGGAACCGAGCAGCCGAGGCGAGGCGAGAGAUCCACAGGACAGGAGGAAGACCACCAGGACCAGCGAUCCAAGGUCUGCGGUCCGGCCGGAGGCGCUGGGGGUGGCCCCGCUCACUCGACAGCCGAACCGAGCCCGGUUCCGGAGAGGGAACCAGGAGACGAAAGAGCCCCGUCCUUCCAGGCCGGAGACGGAGGAGAAGUGAGACUGCGCAGGUCAGCUAGGGUGCCGAGGCGUCCGGCGUACCUGCGCGACUACGUAACGUUUGUGAAUGAGAUUGACAUUUCGGACUAAGGGGGGAGGAGUGUUAUGUCCUUAUAAGGACAUCCGCCCUGAUUGGCUGCCAACCAUCGGGCGGGAGAUUUGAAUCCCUGUCAAGGGGCGGUGCGUCUGCCGGGAGCGAAUAUAAGGAGAGCUCCGGCAGCGCGCCAGCAGUCUUGACUCGUUACUUUGUAAUGAAUAAAAGUUGCUUUAUGUA